Molecule: messenger RNA, 3608 nt
Organism: Clarias gariepinus (North African catfish)
Lineage: Eukaryota; Metazoa; Chordata; Actinopteri; Siluriformes; Clariidae
Gene: rin1a
Product: Ras and Rab interactor 1a
Exons: 11
Coding region: 238-2685 (815 amino acids)
Biological process (GO): vesicle-mediated transport
Cellular component (GO): cytosol; endocytic vesicle
Molecular function (GO): guanyl-nucleotide exchange factor activity; small GTPase binding
Source: RefSeq, a predicted model, not a curated record
GAGCGGAAAGCACGCAGAGGAAGACGGAGGGUGAAUAAUGUCUGAAUCAGAGUUUUACACACUGGGGGGAGAGAGGCUGGACGACUUCUUCUCACACACGUGGAAGAGGAACUAAUCUGAGCAAAAACACCAAGAAGUAGUUUUUUUUUAAUCUUCUGUCCGGCACUUUUCAUGGAUCUGACAGCUGUGCGGCAUGAAGUAGUGUUUCAGCGGCUGUAACUCCGUCCGCAACUCACCAUGCAGGAGGACCCUGUGUAUGACUAUCCAGAUGCCCAUCCAGUAGGAGAGAAGAAAACAGGUCCUCAGCGAGGCUCCUUGAAGAGCAUCAGUGUGCUGGACCGCCUGCUGCUCACAUACCCCGUAUGGCUGCAGUUGUCCAUCAACUCGGCCACAGCACUUCACAUCCUACAGCGUGAACCCCCUGGGACUUUCCUGGUCCGGAAGUCUAGUACAUCCCAGAAGAAAAUGCUUUGUCUCAGGCUUGCAGAUGACAGUGUGCCAUCUUUUGUCAAACAGUUUGUCAUCCGAGAGAAGGACUCAACCUUUUCUUUGGAGAGCUCAGCUAUCAGUUUCCCAGAUCUUUGUAGACUCAUUGCCUUCUACUGUAUCAGCCGGGAUGUUCUUCCGUUCACUUUGGAGUUGCCAGAGGCCAUUGCCAAGGCUUCAUCACACAAACAGUUGGAAUCCAUCUCUCAUAUGGGUGUGGAGUUCUGGAGUUCUCAGUUAAACUUUCGCGGGCCUCGCGGCGAUCCUCCACCAGUACAUGAUGCAUCUGUACUCCCAAAUCCUAAACCACAACCAUCGACCACAUCUACUAGCACCAGUUCAACAUUGUUCCAGGAGUUCUGCCCAAUACACACCAGAAGUCCCUCUGAACUUGAUUUGGGAGCAGGGCAGGGAGCUUUAUGCUUCAUCAACCCACUAUUCCUUCAAGAGCAUCCCAUUCGUGGUGCCAUGCACAAGCGUCAUCACUUUAAACGCAGCAUCAAAGUUCGAGUCUCCACUGAAACCACCAGUUCACUCUCACCCCCUAUCUCCCCACCACCACCUCCACCCCUACAUGCCAAAGACAAGUAUAAAGAAAAGAAACUGGAACAAACUGAAGUGGUUCAGACCAACGAGGAUAAGAGCCAUGUUAAAGUUGCUGAGGAAGAUUCAGAUUAUCUACAGCCUUGUCUUGCUCUCCCAAAGAAGAAUUCCACAAUAGUCACCCCAUCCCUCUCGCCUACAGCUGAAGAGGACUACCAGUCGCCCAAAGCACUUGUGCAGGAACAAAAAAUCACUGUGGAAAGUGAAGAAGAAAAUGAAGAUGAAGACAUCAGAUUAGUACUUGAGAAAAGAAUGGCUCCAUCCCUCAGCGAGUUGGACAGCAGCAGCUCCCUUAGCAGCCUUGAGGAGACAGAGGAGAGUCCUCAGAGGCCGCCCCUCACGCGCAAUAUCAGUAACCCUAUCGUCCCAUCUCAUCCUCCUCACCAGUCUGUUUCGGCUCUGCGAAAGAUGAGUGCGGCCUUUGUGUCCUUCUUUGUGCCAGGGAAGAGAGUCAUACGGCUGAUCGAAGAGCUUUCUCAUGACAGGCGGAUGGCAUUCGGGUCUCUGGUGCAGGACUUCUUGAGGGAGCAAAGGGAAGCGGUAAAAUCACGGUGCCUGAAAACUACUGUGGAGCUGCUGCAGGGUUUACGUCUCUUUAUCAAUCAAGCUAAAGCUUUCCUUUUGGAGUGUGGAGAGCUUGAGCCCCCUAUUGAAACCUUAGUGCCUGAGGAUGAGAAAGAUCAGACUCUGGAAAAAGCCUUGUUUCGCUGUGUGCUGAAACCUCUCAAAGGGCAGAUAGAUACAGCACUCUAUAAUAUCCGCAAGCAUGAUGGCUCCUUUAAGAGGCUGGCUGAAAGUAUGAAGAGAGCCAGAGAUGCUUCACCAAAAAACCUUUUUGGAGUACAGGUGGCCGUACCUGAUGCUCAGGGCAUUGAGAAGAUAAAGCACAAGGUGUCUCUCAUGAGAUGUGCCUAUUCACCCAUAGAUAAAGUAGUUCUGCUUCUACAGAUCUGUAAGCUCAUCUAUAAAGCCAUGAAGACCAAUACUGGACAGGAAUUUGGAGCUGAUGACUUCCUUCCAGCUCUUUCCUAUGUGAUAGUGCAGUGCAACAUGCCUGAGCUUUCUCUAGAGGUGGAGUACAUGAUGGAGCUCCUGGAAACCUCUUGGCUCACAGGAGAGGGUGGAUACUAUCUGACCAGUGUUUACGCCAGUCUUAGCUAUAUACAGAGUGAACCAGAAGCUGUGCCUUCCAGUAGACUUACCCAUCAGGUCAAAGAAUCCCUGAAGGAGUGGAGCCACCGUCGUAGUACGGAGUCCAAGAAUGACAUAAAACAGAGGUUUGUAAAGGUGCUGUUCCAAGAUGGAGAGUGCAGUUUGGUGAAGACAUUGCAAUGGAAGGCAGGGGUCAGUGGAGAAGCUCUGGCACAACUCUGCGCCAGCAAAUUUGGAGUGGACCAGCCAGACGAAUACAGCCUGUACUGGAGAAGCAGUGAAAAGUUAACAGCAGUUCCUCCAGAUGCUCAGAUUCAGGACCUGCAGAACAUGGGUACGAGCAGUGCUCCACUUAUUUACCAGCACUCGUGCCAGGAAAUGAAAUCUAGUAAGUUGACCAGAGGUGGUGCUUUGGACCUUUCCGGAGAAGCCUCAGAAAUGUGACCUAAUACAGUACUGAUAAGGUUGAAAAAUUGUACCUUUAAACAAAAACAACAAAAAAAUUGUUGGGAGAUAGCUGACAAUCCACGACAAGUGGAAAUGGAUUAGGAUAUUAAGUUAUUGGUGUUAUUAAAUAAUAACCGAGUACAUUCGCUUAAGUUUUAUUAAUUUAUCUUUGGAUAAGCAAAUAUUAAAACUGAAAGUCUUGUUUACAGAGUUGUACUUGUUUACAACAAGCUGUAUUUUAUUUAUAUUUCAUGCCAAAUGUUUUUGUGCUUAUUUCACGUUAUAUCCGAGUACGGUAACGUCUUGUGAAUUAAAAAAAAACAACAACAGGAAUUUAUUCUUUCUGUAUUAAUAACAAUAAUAAGACGACGACAUGUAUAAGGACAGUGCUGUUUCUUUUUACUCUCUGUAGUUCAGGAUUUUCCACACUUUGCCUUGUAGUCCCUCUCCGCUGCACUUUUUCGUGUUUAAUCUACCCAUGAGAAAUCUUCCCAUUCAUCAGAUAAUAAAUAUAAAAUAGUGUUGGAACUGUGUUAUAGUAAAAAGUGCAGUCCAGAGGUCCAGGACUGGAAAACUCUAACCUGUUAAAUAAACACUGGUGUUUAUAAGUUGAUGUGGACUUACUGUACAUAUAUGCUAAGGCUUGCUGUUUAUAGAGAGCAGAACAACUUAAAUUGUGAUGCUGUGCAAAUCAACGUUUAAGUUGUCAAUAAACAAAAAUAAAGUUUCUUUUUUAUUAGGGUUUAAAUUUGUUUUUUAAAUAGUUGCCGUUAUAUUGUUGUAUCAAAUGUGACGGAUUCAGCAAUGGCAGCAGUAGCAACAACAUGACGAAGUUUGCUUGUUGGUGCAAUAAUCUUAAGCUUGUUUAAUAGUGUAAGUGUUGCUUGAAUAAAAAGAGAGAACAAGAGGACACUGAAAAA